This is a messenger RNA of Strongylus vulgaris, 441 nucleotides long. Lineage: Eukaryota; Metazoa; Nematoda; Chromadorea; Rhabditida; Strongylidae. The record is from the annotation of a GenBank genome assembly.
AUGGCAGUUUUCGUAAAAGGACGGAAAGUUGUCGAUUUAUGGGGCGGUUAUGCUGAUAUACAAGCUGCCAGAACUUGGAAGAAGGCAAGUUUGCAGGAUACCAUAAGUAUUGUGUUUUCUACAACUAAAGCUGUAGCAGCUGUGUGCAUUGCGCUUCUAGCCGAUAGAGGACGACUCAAGUACGACGAUCUUGUUUCGAAAUAUUGGCCUGGAUUUGCCAAAAAUGGAAAAGAGAACAUUACCAUCGAUAUUGUCUUUUCUACAACUAAAGCUGUAGCAGCUGUGUGCAUUGCCCUUCUAGCCGAUAGAGGACGACUUAACUACGACGAUCUUGUUUCGAAAUAUUGGCCUGGAUUUGCCAAAAAUGGAAAAGAGAACAUUACCAUCGAGUGGGUGAUGUCUCAUAUGUCUGGACUUCAUUACUUUGACACACCAAUCACG